Triticum dicoccoides is the source of this 2191-nucleotide messenger RNA. RefSeq lists its product as uncharacterized. NCBI's taxonomy places the organism in Eukaryota, Viridiplantae, Streptophyta, Magnoliopsida, Poales, Poaceae. The coding region runs from base 550 to 1959 and encodes 469 amino acids. The transcript is spliced from 4 exons. The record is from RefSeq and is a predicted model, not a curated record.
ACUCCCGAGUCUUAGGCCGCCACCGGCAGACGCAGAGCUUCCUGCUGCCGCAUCUCCGCCAGCACUCCCGCAGACCGCCCCUCCUCGGACGGCGACGAGCACACCGGCGCACACAGACCUCCAGCCCCGGUCGUAUGUAGGAGCGCCUCCACCACCCAUGGUGAAAGCCGGCGGGGAUAACCGUGAUCUCCGGCCACCGGGGGCAAAGCCUCCUUCCCCGGUGAGGUGGAGAGGGGCCUGGGCGCCGGCGGAGCGGAUCCCUCACGUUUCGCUUCGCCGACGAGCACGCCCCCCGCGCCGCCCUUGUCGCCUUUCGAAUCGCUGGAGGCGGACCGUACUGUUACCAUUUUGCCCAUCACCAGAUCGACUUCAAGCCCGACAGGGAUUUGGCCGGAGCUCAGCCCAUGUGCUACAGAUGAAUCGGUUCCCGCAGUGCCAGAUAAACAGGGCUCACGCUGCCAACAAGAUGAUCAUUCACAGGGUGGUGAUUCGUCGACAUGGUCAUUGCCCAAUCUACCCGAGGAUAUCUGGUGCCUUAUACAUUCCCUAAUGCCAUUGCGUGAUUCUGCCUGCUCUGCCUGUGUAUCACGCACAUUUCUACGUUCUUGGAGAUGUCACCCCAAGCUUAUAUUCAGUGAGGAAACACUAGGCUUGAAACAGAAAGAAGGCCAAAAUAUCGAUAUAGCAAGGGGUUUCACUAGCAGAGUUGAUCAUAUUCUGAAAAAUCACUCAGACACUGGUGUGAAGAUACUCAAGUUUGUAAUCCGUGAUCAUUACAAUGUCGACACUUGUCAUCUAAAUAGUUGGCUCCAGAAAGCUAUCACACCAGGGAUUGAAGAAGUCACACUUUUGCUGCCUACGAAAUAUAGGAAAAUGUAUGAAGUCCCGUGUUCAGCUCUACUUGAUGGGUGUGGAAACUCAAUCUGGUAUCUUUACCUCACCAAUUGUGCCUUCCGCCCCCCGGUUGGAUUUGAUUGCUUGAGAAGCCUGACAAAGCUGCAUCUGUAUGGAGUUUGUAUCACGGGGGAUGAGUUGGGGCAUCUUAUUUCCAAUUGUUUUGCUUUGGAGGAGUUAGAAGUCAGCUGUUGCAUGAAGCUAAUCUGCCUGGAGAUACCAUUCUGGCUGGAGCGGCUUAGUUGCUUGACUGUGUCUCAGUGCGACAAGCUGAGAGUGAUAAAGAGCACAGCUCCACACCUCUCCAUUUUUGACUUCUUUGGUGAACCAGUACAACUCGUGCUUGGAGAAUCAUCAAAGGUAAAAGACUUAAGGGUGGGGUAUUCAUUUGCGCCCAAUGCUGUGAGUUAUGCUAUCACUAAGCUACCUUUCAUCGCACCACAUCUUGAGACUCUUACUGUAUACUCGUUUUGUGAGAGGGUUAGUACCCCAAUGGUAGCUGACAAAUUCCUCCACAUAAAGCACUUGAAUAUCUACCUUGGUGAGGAUGAUGGUGGGGCUGUUACCCCGGCCUAUGAUUAUUUAUCCUUGGCUUCAUUUCUGGAUGCUUGUCCUGUCUUGGAGAGUUUCAUCUUAAGUGUAGAUCAGAGUGACAUGCGGCAUGAUUCGGUUUUUGAGGAUCCCUCCUCACAUCUGAGGCAGAUUCCUGAACACAGGCGACAUGAGAGGCUCAAGAAGGUGCAAAUCGAUGGCUUUUGCUCUGCAAAGAGCGUAGUUGAGCUAACAUGUCAUAUCCUCAAGAAUGCAACGUCACUUGAAAGCCUCACACUGGACUGCAUAUUUGGUGCGGAGGCGGUUGGUCAGUCUGUUAGGUGUUCUGCCCCAGAAUCCGGUAAAUGCAUGCCCACAAGCCGGCGUAUGAUCUUGGAAGCACAUAAAGCACUCAGUGCCGUCAAGAGAUACAUCCUGGAGAAAGUUCCCUCUUCAGUCAAGUUAAAUGUCGGGGGGCCUUGUACCCGGUGCCAUGUUAUGGAUGUGAUGUUGCCGCAGGUAUCCAAUAUGUAGAUUUGCGACGUUGUAGAUGUUGUCCUUCGUCUUCAUCGCUCAUUGUUGUUCUCUGCUGUGUUGGUACCAUAGCUGUUCACUGUGUAGGUCCUGUCAUACCACACAUGUGCUUUCAUUUCUUGACAAGUUACCAGUUUUCCUAUGCUUGUGUACCUUAUUGGCGUCACUAGAACACCUGCAGGUUGAUUGUUACUCCACCUGGAUUAGAGCUAAGACUAGUUAUACAAAUACA